Molecule: messenger RNA, 594 nt
Organism: Perkinsus marinus ATCC 50983
Lineage: Eukaryota; Perkinsozoa; Perkinsida; Perkinsidae
Exons: 4
Coding region: 1-594 (197 amino acids)
Source: RefSeq, a predicted model, not a curated record
AUGAUAUCGCCAUGUUGUGGUAAAAGGGAUAAGAGCAUCGCUGCAGUCCCUAUCAAGAGAGCGGAUACCUCGACGCGCCAUCAACUUCGUAUGGCCGACAUAAUGGAUGACGAUGAUGAGAUGCUCAAUGAUUUUAUAGAAUCCAUCAGAAGGGCUGGGAGGCGUGCUUCGAAUGAUGUGCCUGUGGAUCUCCUGUACGAAGGCUCAGCGUUGAAAGGGAGGUUCCGUCUGGAGAUGCCAAGUGCGGACGAUUUCAAACUAACAUUCGCUCUAGAUGGAUCCAGAAGCGACGCCACUGAGUUUGUGUUUAUGCAGGAACUCAUCACGACAGUGGCAGUCGGUCUCGGCAGAACGCCCUCUUGGGACGGCUUUCUUCCUUCUGAUGACGCCAAGGUGGACUCUAACGGUGUAGUCCUCGUAGCGUUCGCUACUGCAGCCAACGUGAAGGAAAUGACUACGAAGUUUGCUGAGGUGCUGAGGCGGUGCCUCACGUGUAAGGUCGGCGCUGCUCCCAUCCAUAAGAUGGACAACUUGAUGCGGACCACACCACUAGCUGCUCUGCUCACAACCACCAUGGACCUCGGUCGCAAUUAA